AUGCACUGCCGCGCCAGCGCCGCUGCGGCCGCAGACAGCCCCUCGGAGGCGAGGCGGCAGCCAGGCCGGGCCGCGCCCGAGCAGUUCAGCAUCUGCUCCCCCGUCGAGAGCGCGCCGUCGCCUCUCUUCCCGUCCGGCUGGCUGUCGCUGCCGGACAGCCUGCUCGCCCCGGAGGCCUUGUCAGCUUCGGCGAUGGCUCAACGGCAGCAGCUGAAGCUUCAGGUGCAGGAGAUGCGCAGCUCCAUGGAGAGCAAGAGGCGCGAGCUCUCGAAGCAGCGCCAGAGGCAGGCCGCGCACCUGGAGGAGCUCGAGGGCCUGCUGCGGCGGGGGCGGGGCGCCAGCGGCGGCGCCCCCGAGCGAGGGCCAG
This is a messenger RNA of Prorocentrum cordatum, 367 nucleotides long. The record is from the annotation of a GenBank genome assembly. NCBI's taxonomy places the organism in Eukaryota, Dinophyceae, Prorocentrales, Prorocentraceae.